CAAACUCAGUUCAUUUUACAUUUCAAAGUGUCUUGGACGUUUAUCAAAGAUUUCAGUAGUUUUUAUUAUUUCAAAAGAAUCGGUUCGUGUUUGAUCGGUGUUAACGGCUCUACAGACAAGUGGUUUUAAUAGAUUUUUUACCCACCAUGGACGUAACGGCAGCCAGUGUGGUGUACACUAAUCAUUUUUACGCUUCUCAAAAUUACGGCGGCGAUCAGCUGCAAUCGCAGUCGCCGCAAGCACAACAUCAGUCCCAAAUUAUCCACACCAGCUAUGUGGUUAGCUCGGGUCCCGGUCUUGCCCUAGGACUUGGGCACGGGCACAGUGCCACGAUGGGAUCGGGUUCCGGCCUGAGCCCGCGGACCGUCUACAAUGAUCUCUAUCGCUUUGAAGAUGGUAGCGGCGAUGCCAGCGGUUCUCUGCUUAUCGGACAGCAUGAAGAUGACUUUUGCGAGGCGAACGAGGAGAGCCAGAUCUCCACCAGCAGCUCAUCCUCCUGCCAAGCGGAGCCAGACACUGUGGAUAUUGAGGCAGAGCUGGCGUCGGAUCUUUGCCAAAUGGUAAACGAAAACAAAGAGGGAACUGGUAACAAAGCUGACAACAAUGGUGACGAAUCGCAUGAUGACGAUAACGACGGCGUGGGAGAAGGCGAGCAUUAUCAAUCCACCAUGGUGGACACAACACCAUAUAUCGUUUAUCCACCACCCAUGCCGAUGUCUUCUCAUUCCGCAUAUUUGACCGUUGGCCAGGAGCUGUACGUCAUUCAGCCGGAGACUGUGUUUGUGCUGGGCAUGCGCCUCAACGUGACCAAGAACGACAUCAUGAUGUUCUUCGGCAAAUUGGGUCUGAUCAAGCUAGACGAUAUUUCUGGCAAGCCAAAGAUCUUUGUCUACAAGAACAAGCUAACUGGUCGCUCCAAGGGCGAGGCCACCAUCACCUACGUGAGUCCCUACUCGGCCCAGGCGGCGAUCAGCUGCCUUGGCGGCAGCAAGUUCAUGGGCCAGACGCUCACCGUCCUGCCCGCCUACUUGUGCAUGCGCAAGGGCAGCAGCGUCCGCUACAGCUAUCCGCGCGACCUGAACCCUACCGAGCUGGACCGCCGCCAGCGGCUUCCCAAGUGGAAGCCGGCCAGCGACAACUGGGUGUGCCUGCUGUGCCGCAACAGCAACUUUGUGUGGCGCUCCAGCUGCAACAGGUGUCAGGCAACCAGGCACGUUGCCGAGGGUCAGGCCCAGGAGGGAUCUGGGCCCCAGCCAAUGGAGGACACAUCGGGCUCAUCGUCCUCAUCGGGCUCAUCAGGCUCAUUCGUCUCGCCCAAAACAGAAUCGGGAUCCCUUAGCGCCCGUGGCAGACGCCCACUCAAGAAGGACUGGCCCUGUGGGUUCUGCUUCAACUUGAACUUUUGGUACCGCCUCAAGUGCAAUCGAUGCCAGGCCCCGCGGUCCGAGGCGCUGGCCACCUCAGAGUCGGAGGAGCCCUGGGAGCUGGUACUCAAUCCGCCCUCCAACGAAUAGAGAGGUAGUGCCGUUCUAUUAUGUGUCUAUGUCCUGCUCCUGUCUAUCUGUUGCUGUUCGUGUACCCGUAUUUGUUGUAUGCUUACGCCAGUUCAUCUUUACCUAUUUCCUGGACCGACGCACCACACUGCGUCCUGUAUUUCAUCAGACUCGAAUCGAUUCCUGACAUACCGACGAGAGCGUAUAGUAUAGUUCCUGACAUCAGAAGCGGCUAUAAGCCUCAAAAUUCCCGUUAAUCUGCGUCGUAAAAUGGCGCUUUAAAGCAAUGCGAAAUAGUAAAUACAAUUCCUGGACAAACGGCCACCCAAGAGUCCCAGAGAUUGUGGGACAAUGCAAUGCAGUGACUGGUAAUCCACUUAAUCCGGCCAACUGAAUAUUUUGCCUGAGCACAAAAGGCAUCCCGUGCCCAGACCCACCUGGCGAGCUCUAAACGUUUAAUGAAUUUAUUUACUUGCCUGACGCCCGCAGCCAGUGGCUCAUUGGCUCUAUGGAAUUGCACUGCAAAAGCGCAAUAACUGUUUACAAAAAGUCUAAAUUGUUCAAUAAUAUUUUUCUUUUUUUCCCAAAA
Molecule: messenger RNA, 2082 nt
Organism: Drosophila kikkawai
Lineage: Eukaryota; Metazoa; Arthropoda; Insecta; Diptera; Drosophilidae
Product: TATA-binding protein-associated factor 2N
Biological process (GO): regulation of DNA-templated transcription
Cellular component (GO): nucleus
Molecular function (GO): transcription coregulator activity; RNA binding
Source: RefSeq, a predicted model, not a curated record